Acinonyx jubatus (cheetah) is the source of this 3362-nucleotide messenger RNA. RefSeq names its product solute carrier family 22 member 15 (gene SLC22A15). The transcript has 9 exons. Gene Ontology annotation, cellular component: membrane. The record is from RefSeq and is a predicted model, not a curated record. NCBI's taxonomy places the organism in Eukaryota, Metazoa, Chordata, Mammalia, Carnivora, Felidae. Gene Ontology annotation, biological process: transmembrane transport. Gene Ontology annotation, molecular function: transmembrane transporter activity. The coding region runs from base 953 to 2308 and encodes 451 amino acids.
CUCCGUGUACAUAACGCAGAUAGUGAGCUGCCCCAGAAAACCCUGUUGGGCACCAGUUUAACCCCAGAGUCCAAAAAUGCACUUGGACUUGGGACUAUCUAACCAUUAGAUUUGCGUUCCAGAGUUUGAUCUGUAUGACCUUGAAUGAGUCAUUGUAUUCAUACUGCUCUGUAGAAAGUCUCCCCUGGGGCCGGAGCUUGCCUCCUAUCCUCACAGAUUGUCUCCAGAUUGUUCUGAGAGGGUCUGUUUCCUCAGAACGGCGGCGUUAACUGUUUUCACCUUAAACUGAAAAAUGGCUCAGACAUAGAUCCUAGACACGCCUCUCCCGGCACCUUCUUACUGUAUUUUACUAAAUACUGAUUCCGUGGGCCGGGGAGAGACACGCUGGAGGGACCGGAUGACAUAGGCCCCGCGCUAGGCCAAAUGAGGAAUUUGUUUGUAUUCAAAGUGCAGUGAGAAGUCAGCGGGCGAAUGAAAUAGUGGAGCAGUAGGAUCACAUAGGAUACAGGAAGACGCCUCUGGCAGAGGUGUGGAGAAUGGACUGUUGAGGGACAAGAGGAGGAAUUGAGGGGUCAUUCGGGAGGUGGUUGUGGUUGGCCCGCAAAACGUGAUGCAAGCAUAGACAGGUGCAGGGAGAGGAGCAGCGAGGAGGUCCAUUUGAGCUGGAUUUUGGUGGGACAGUGACUUGCUGAAGGAUCGGAGUGGGGAGAGAAAGGAAUCGGGGGGACCUCGAAGCUUUGCUUGAAAACUGGGUGGUUCGCUGGCACCCUUUACAAAAAAAUGAAGUCUCACCUGCCACAAUUUGGCUUUUACUAGUUCAAAUGGAGCAAAAAUAGCAGGCUUGAAAAUUACUUAAACAGAAAAGACAUCUGAAAACUGGGAUAAAUAUUUAACCGCCCACAAACAGUUAUAAAACCACCAGUCUGGUACUCCAGAAUUACAAGAUGCAAAAAUGGUGAUUGGAAGUGUUCAUUUUUUUUCAUUAAUUUUUUUUACCAAAUACCUAGAGCCUUACCACACCUCCAUCUCCACACCUUAUCUCCAUUGUCAUUUCCAGGCAUACACGUGCAGCUUCUUGCUGGACAUUAGAUAUGAAUGUCAGUUGGACCCUCAAAUAAAAAUACUGCUUUCUUUCACCUGCAUUUUCCAUCUUCCAGCACCUCUGUGCAUGGUCAUCACAGUCUUUAAGGCCAUUAAACUAGACCCCUUGGAAUCAUUUCCUCUUGUCCAUCAUACCCAAUUGAUACCAACUCUUACCGAUCGAUCGAUCGGUGGCCUCUUCUUUGCGGUUGGCAUCGCCCAGUAUGCCCUGUUGGGAUACUUCAUCCGCUCCUGGAGGACCCUCGCCAUUCUGGUUAACCUGCAGGGAACAGUGGUCUUCCUCCUAUCUUUAUUCAUUCCUGAAUCACCUCGUUGGUUAUACUCCCAGGGUCGGCUGAGUGAGGCUGAAGCGGCUCUGUACCUCAUUGCCAAGAGGAACCACAAGCUCAAGUGUACGUUCUCACUAACAUAUCCGGCCAGCAGAAGCUACAGGGAGACCGGAAGUUUCCUGGAUCUCUUCCGUUACCGGAUCCUCUUGGGGCACACGCUGACCCUGAUGUUCAUCUGGUUCGUGUGCAGCUUGGUGUAUUAUGGCCUCACUCUGAGUGCAGGUGAUCUCGGCGGAAAUAUUUAUGCCAACCUGGCCCUGUCUGGCCUCAUAGAGAUUCCUUCUUACCCUAUCUGCAUCUACUUGAUUAACCAAAAAUGGUGUGGCCGGAAGCGGACCUUAGCAGCAUUUCUGUGCCUAGGAGGACUGGCUUGUCUUAUUGUGAUGUUCCUUCCAGAAAAGAAAGACACGGGUGUGUUUGCAGUGGUGAACAGCCAUUCCUUGUCUCUGCUCGGGAAGCUGACGAUCAGUGCUGCCUUUAACGUGGUCUACAUCUACACGUCUGAGCUGUACCCCACAGUCAUCAGGAAUGUUGGGCUUGGAACCUGUUCUAUGUUCUCCCGAGUUGGUGGGAUUAUUGCUCCCUUCGUCCCCUCACUGAAAUAUGUGCAGUGGUCCUUACCCUUCAUUGUCUUCGGAGCCACCGGCCUGACUUCGGGCCUCCUGAGUUUAUUAUUGCCAGAAACCCUUAACAGCCCAUUGCUAGAGACAUUUUCUGACCUUCAGGUGUAUUCAUAUCGGAGGCUGGGGGAGGAGGCGUUAUCUUUACAGACCUUGGAUCCCCCACAGUCUUCAGACAAGGAGAACACUUUAGGGAGUGAGAGUGAGGAAGAGGAGGAGUUUUUUGAUGCGGAUGAAGAAACACAGAUGAUUAAGUGAAGAGCCCCCGAGCCUCCGUCACAAGCAGAUGAUCUCCUUGCCUCUGGUCAAGGCAGGCUUUUCUGGGAAACUUCAGAGAGUUGUCGAAAUACAGGCUUGAACGUACAUGGAAGGUACUCCUUAUGGGCUCAUUGUUUUCAGGCACCAGGGAAGAUGGAGAAGACAUUGCAUGAGAGAAACAUCACCAUAUCAGGGGAACAGUCGUCCAGAAUUCACGUUCAGUUCAGAACCUUGACAUCUGGUCAGGUAGCUCAAAUCCACAUGCCGGAGGGGAAAGCUAAUUUGUUUCUGGAAGUCGGAUCGUAUUACUUAUCUUUCCUCCUGACCUAAAGGCAGACAUGUAAGAUUUCUUCUCACCACACUAGUGGGAUAAGAGAAACCACCCUUCACAUCUCAUCUGAAUACCAUAUCUGACGCCUCCCCCUUACCAUUUGUGCCUCACUCACCAGGAAUCUCUUGAGGCAGAUUGGCGUUAGCAUUUCACUUUGGUGCCAGAGGAAAAGCACUGAGAGGUGACUGUGUGUGGCCUGAGGCCUCCAGCUUUACCCUAACUGAUGAGACCUGGGUCCUCAGCUUGGUUCCCAGGCUAAUGGUUGGCUUGAACUCCUUGUGCCGUUGGUCCCACAGACAAUCCACUCGGAAAAGCCAAGUGUAUUGAAGGGAUUCUCUCAGAGCCAAAGGCAUGGCUGCAGCUGCUUGUUCACUCUCUUUGACACUCAACUUGGGUCAUUUCUUCAGUUACGACUUGUGUGCACCUCCAGGAAAAUUUCCAUCUCAGAUUCUAGUACCAGCAAUAACUGUGUCAGAACUGUGUCAGUAAGUGAGGAAGCUUUUAAAAAUGGAGGGCAGUUAAAAAAUGGCAUGUUGAGGGGCGCCUGGGUGACUCAGGCAGUUAAGCGUCCAACUUUGGGUCAGGUCAUAAUCUCUUGGUCCGUGGGUUCGAGCCCCAUGUCGGGCUCUGUGCUAACAGCUCUGAGCUUGGAUCCUGCUUCAGAUUCUGUGUCUCCCUCGCUCUCUGACCCUCUCCCGCUCAUUCUCUCUCUCUCUCUCUCUC